AUGGAGCGGAAGAGAUCGACUAGUCGGUCCCCUUCUCUCUCGAGGAGACCCUCCUUCAAGGAGAAGAAGGGAGUGACCCUCCUCGCCAAGAAGAAGAAGGGGACGGGACCCUCUGGGAAGAAGGAGAGGUGGCUCCUCACCCGCAAAACGUGGCGGUACAUGACCGACGCGGUGGGAAAUUUGUUACCCGAGUACCGAACAGGGAGUCAUCAUCACGGAGGUCAUGGUGCCAAUGCACCUACAACAACGACUCCGACCGCGAGUGGGUCUGGUUCUGGGUCUGGUGCGACGAGUAGGAGGGGAUCGGGCUUGUUUCAGGGUGGUGGUGGUAGUGGUAGUGGUGGUGGUGGAAAUAAGGGGACCGCAUCCCCACCACCGGGUCAGUUACAGCCCCACCAGUUGCAGCAGUGGACAAUGCAACAGCAGCAAUGGGUCCAACAGCAUAGUUCCACGACGACCUUCUCCACCGGAACGACUCCAUCCGUCUCAACCACAUCCGGGUCCAACCAACCUCAACAACCAAAGUCUAAACCCACGUCCCCCACUUCGGGCAACUUUCCUUCCUGGGUGCCAUGUUCAUUUCCAUCCCACAGACCUGGGGUCACACCCACGGGACCAGGACCUGGUGGUCAACAGCAUCUAGUUCAUCACAGAACGGGUCAAAUAUUGGGACCGGUGAAUAAAUAUAUUAAUCCGGCCGUAGACCCGGAAGAUUUAGUUCAGGUGGAGCAACAUUUCCAGGACGUGUGCACCAAAGAGAAGAAAUUCCUCCUGUGGACGAGAAACAAACCGAAAGCCCUCUCCGGUCCGGCCCUACGCGACUUGAAAGAGAAAGAAAAACGUGACGAGGCUGCUUUAGCUGCAGCCGCAGCAGCAGCAUCCCCUCCGAAAAAGCUCCUCCUCCCCGACUACUUUUCACCCGAUGAGUUUGAAGAGGACGAGGAAGACUAUGACGAGUAUGGUGCCGAGGAUGAAGAACAAAUCACUGUGUGUGAGCGUCGAAAAAGCUCCACGGCCUCAAGUACAAUUUCCAUCAUUGGUGGUCAACCGGGCACCUCGUCCUCGUUUUUCCGUCCCCUUUCAUCCUUCGGUCAACCGCAGCAUGCAUCCUCCUCUCACUCGGAGACGAGCUACUCGAUGGUCGGGGGUGGGCCGGGCGAGGCGCAGAGAGUUGUGCGGCACACGGGGAUUCAGACAGACCCGUUUCCAGAAGAGUUGCUCAUCCGGCUAAGGCUUCAAGCGGUGCAUGACGAGAGGCAAAAGCAGAUCCAGGCGAUGCAGAUCCAGCUGCAGAGACAGCAUCAUGGAGGUCAAGGACAACAGCUGCAUCAUCACCAAGGUGGUGAUCAUGGUGACAUGGGGGGAAAUGCCGGUAGUGGUGGAGAUGCCACAGCAGGUGGGCAUAUGACCACGGGGAUGGGACCAUGGUACGGUGGUGCUGGUGGGGUUGGCUCCUUCGGGUCUAGCGGCACUAGUGGAGGUGGUGGUGGUAGUGGAACAGGAGGAGGAGGAGGAGGCACUGGGACACAAUAUUCUGGUGGAGGAGGUUUGAUGGGUUUGCAUGGACCACAAUACCAAUCAGGCGGACCUAGCGGAGUACAUCAUCACUCCGGAAUGGGCGCUGGUCAUGGCAGUGGUGGCGCUGGUUCUGGUGUGAAUCUGCGCUCCGUGUCCCUCUCUACCAGCCCCGGUGGGGGUUUGAAGGAAACUGUGAUACCCAUCAAUACGGCCAAUCUGACGAGUGCUAGCUAUGGUCACUCUACGGAUCAAGGCGGCGGUGCUGGUGGGGCAGGGCUUCGAAGUCAGAGUGGAUCUGGGCGUGAGUCUGAGGAGAAAAUGUUGGAGUAUGGCGGAGGGAAAACUGGUGGUGCUGGUGCCCCUGACUCUACUGACAAGAAGAGCGAAGAAUCUGGAUACUCGUCAUCAAUUUCGGAUACAGUCAUGAAAUACCUUCGCAUCAUGCGCAAGAAUUCCAAGGCGGAUAACAAAGAGACGAUCGACAAGUUCAAAACGGUCAACUAUGAUCGCUCCUUGAGAUACAUCAAGAGUAAAAAUGUGACCGUGGAGGAAGCAUUGGAGCACGAAAAGAACAAAGCUUUAGGCUUAAGUGGCAAGGGCAGUGGUGGUGCGGGUGAUGAGCAACCAGUCAGUGACUCCACAGCUCAACAAGGUCAAAGUCCUGGUCAACCCAAUCAGCAGCAACAACCGGGGACGACAAGUAAACCUUCUGCUGCAUCGCCAAGUGCAGGCAGCGGAUCAACGGGACAAACCUCAGCCCCACUUUCACCAACCGCACCAAAGGAAAAGGCAGGAGGGACAAAAGUGAAGCAGAAAAAGCAGCAACAAUCACAACAGCCUCCGCUUUCUCCGACAUCUUCGUCCUCACCCCCACCACCACAACAACACCAAACUCCAGCUGGUCAGGAAAGUGGUCAGGAUCUCAUAACCGGGAUCGUCCAUCAAGGAGGAACAUCUGCUGCUGCCACUUCCGGUGGUGCCAGUGGGGUUCGUUCGUUACCUCAUUUAGGGUCACCCCCACCAACAAGUCCGUUGGAGGAUGGGAGUGGCAGUGAGGUCGAAGUGGCGACACCAACAAAUACGACGGACAAGAAAAAGGGCACUCUUGGGAAGAAAAAUACUGUCAAAAAGAAAGUUGUUGGUGCAGUGAGUGGAAAGAGUGAGAGUGGAAAAGUGGCAGCGACAAAUCUCGCCACCGAAGCCACAGUGAGAGGCCAGCAAAAGCAAAAUGCUAGCUUAUCAUCAUCCUCCUCCCCACAAGUAGGACUGGCCUCAACAUCCUCUUCCGGAGGCAUCAUUGAUAUGGGGAAAGGUACACUGGGGCAAGUUGAGAAACUGGCAAGUCCAUCAUCCAUGGCUGUUGAUACGACUGGAGCAAACUCUCCCGUGUCGAAUGCAACGACAGCGAUAACACCAAAUCAGGCAGCCGGUACAACAGUGGGCGGAGGAGGUGGUGUCAUCCGCCACCUACGAGUGACCUCACCUCCGAAAGAGGUAGGCAUCCAAGCGGGUGAAAGUUUGAUUAAAUAUUUGCGAAAGCUAUCCGACUUCUCGUCCCCCUCCGAAUCCCCGGCAGAACUGGCCUCACUUUCUCCCCGGCUUUCCAUCGCGACAUCGGAGGGAGCCGAAUGGUACAUGCACCACGCCCAGUAUCACCACAGCACAACUUCGUCCGGCAUCCCCACCACGAGUCGGAGCAGUUUCGACGCCUUUGACCUCUACUCGGUCGGAGGUGGCGAUUCCUCCGCGUCAACGUCGGAAUGGGAGGACGCUUGGGUGCAACAACUAUUGCAAUAUCAGCAAUUAUUCCAGCAGCAACAAGGCUGCGGAGGACAGCAGCAGCAGAUAAUGCCAGAAUCGUCCACCUUGCUCAGUCCACCACAGGGAGUGGGAGGAGGGGGAAAAGGUGGACUUUCGCCAAUUCCAGCGUCAGCGACUGGGUCCUCAGGAUCCUCUGGCUCUGGUAGUGGUGGUGGGGGUGCAUCAUCAACUUCUUACUCUCCAAGGACACAGCACCACCAACUGAACGUCAAAAUCUGCCCCUCUUCUGCUCCCCCUGCAUCGGGAUCCACACCUUCGACGCCUGGGGGAGGAUCUGGUUCUUCCAUCAUGUCCUCGUCUCACGGAGAAAGAGGAGGAGGCAGCAGUGGUGGCGGUGGUCUCAUGAAAUCAUUCUUCUCUUCAUCCCCAUUCUCAUCAUCGUUCGGGUUUAGAAGUUCCUCGAGCAAAAAACCAUCCUCGACAAGUUCCCUUGGUCAGGGUGGCUCGGGUGGUGGCGGGUCUACCGUGACGACGUCCAACUCCGCCUCGUCCGUACUGGGUCGAGGUGGAGGAUUAUUAGGGUUGCCUCCGACCACAUCAUCCUCUCCAAAUCUUCUUAGUCUCGUCCAUUCCACGUCGUCAGGGUCGCAUAGUCAUGCUCACAGUGGUGGUCAUUCAUCUUCCAGUGGUCACGGCUUUUUCAGGAGUUCUGACCGCGACCUGAGAAUAGGUUUAGGUGGUAGUGGUGGGGGUGGUGGUGGUGGUUCUACGAGCUGGGCUGGGGGUAUGCUGAGCCGGGUUGGGUCAGGAUCUAGGUCUCGAUCGGGUGGUGGUGAUGGUGGGAGCGGGGGUUUGGGGUCAUCCUUUGGAUUUGGGUCGAAAGUUCCGCAGAAGGGCGAAAUGAAUCUGCCCCUCGUAGAUAACUCUAACCCACUUUCUCCUCCUUCUUCUUCUUCCUCUAAUCCAGUGAUGCAGAAGUCCAAGUCUUCCUCCAGUGUGGGGGGAGGCGGUGGCGGCGGCGGUGCGGGGACCGGAGGAGGCGGUGGACGAGGACUUAUCUCAAAGAGCUCCAGAAUUUUCAAGUCCAGAUCUAAAAGUACGACGAGAGCGAAUACGAGCUCAAGCGGGUCUGCGCCAUGUUCCUGGGCUCCGCAGGGAAAAUGUCGCUGGCGAUCCCCCUCUGGAAAGACGAUCACCCUCGAAUCCACCAACGCCCUGGCCCUCUCCGAACUGGAACGCUCCACUCUGGUCGAGGUGGCUUUGGAGAAGUUGAAAUCCAUAAAUCUCGGCGUGGAGGUGAAGCUUCCCAAGGAGAAGGCUGCUUCCGGGGCAACCACGAAGAAACGGCGUCCCUACCUCUUGAAGAAGAAGGCUCUCUCCACGGGUUUCUUCGAAGGGGGCAAACGGGACGAGAAAGAGUCGAGCGGUGGGAGUGGGAUGGUUUUCGGGAUCUCGUUGUCCACAUGUGUCGCCAAUGACCGGUUGCGCCAAGGAGUUCAGGGAGGAGCAGGAGGAGGAAGUGGCGGAGGGUCUACAGCUACCCAACCUCCUCAAGCAGCAACUGCGACCACGACGACCACCACGACCCAAGGAAGCACGCCCUAUUAUAGGAAAAGAUCUCAAAAUGGGAGUAGAAACAGCGUCGCGGAUGUUCAGAUGGGUCGUGAAGAUAAGGGUUCGACGGAGAGUUUGUUAUUUUGGGGAAAGCGUGGCAGUGUCGCAGCCGUUGAGACCAUUCCAGCCGCGGUGGGACAGCCUCCUUCCAUGGACAUACUGCAACCCCCACUCCCCUCAGUUCCAUCCAUUGUUACGGCUUGCGUGCAGCAUUUGGAGAACUAUGGGCUUCAUACCACAGGAAUUUUCAGGGUGUCCACGUCACUCAAACGGAUUCGACAGUUGAGGGAAGAGAUUGACGGGGGGAAAGAUGUGGAAUUUGGUGAAGAGCACAGUCCUCACGACGUGGCUGCCUUGUUGAAAGAAUUUCUCCGCGACCUGCCAGACCCACUCCUCUCACGGGAACUGUACCAACCUUUUCUUAAAACACAGAAAAUACGAAACCGUAAACAACAACUUGAAGCAGUCCAACACCUCGUCCAAUUACUUCCUGCCGCAAAUCGCGACACGCUGGCAUCUCUCCUCGCCUUUUUCGCCAAGGUUGUCGCCAACGCGGGCGAGACGAGAAGCUCGGGUGGAGAGCUACUGCCUGGAAACAAGAUGGAGGGCUACUCCCUAGCCACGCUGAUCGCCCCAAACAUCCUCCCGUGUAUGGAAGGAGGUGGAACGGCGGGGUCUGGGGACCACACCCUCACGAAAGAGAGGAGAGAGUCCAUCGACGUGGUCAACUACAUGAUCUCCAAUUACACCCAGUUGUUCGAAAUCUCGCCCGAACUGCUUCACGAUGUUUAUCUCCAUCUGAUGGACACUCAGCCGGAAGCGGUGGAAGGACUUUUAAAAAUCAAGAGUGGAUUUGUAGACGAUGCUAAUGACGAAAUGGAGACGAGUUCCGUGUUCGAGGGGAGUGAAUGCGGUGACCUGCCGGAGGGGGAAGAAGUCCAGACACCACAACCACAACAGCGUGUCUUUCGGAGACGGGAGGAUAUAUUGCAUGAAGGGGCAGCACACGGGGGACCAAUUUCAGGGCACUCUCACCAUACGAGUCAACCAGCAACAGCAGCAGCAGAGCCGAGUGGAAGGUUGAGAGGAAGUGAUCGAGUUCGUGGGAGAAGAGACAGCUCUCGAGAUCGAUCAGGAGGUGCGGCAGUUUCGGAUCAGGAGAAAGGGGGUCAAAGUGGGGCAGAAAGUGACACCUCCAGUACAAAAUCCAGUUCGAGAUGGUUCCGUAGAACGAGGCCAGAUAAGACGAGAACUUCCAGUGAUUCAGGAAGCGAGAAAGUGAAAUGUUUCACCAGCGGAGGGAUUGCCACUGCCCAUCCCACUCAGAAAAGUGGUCUGGAAUCGAAACGAGCCAAUUCUCUAGAUUCCGUCAACAUGAAGGAGUCUUGUAGUCAAGGCGGAGGUGGUGGGAGUAGCGACGUCACUGGAGGAGCCACAUCCCAAAAGGAAAAGAGUAAUUCCGACCAAAGUUUAAAAGUUCCAGAAAAUUUGAAUAGACGGCAAAGCUCUCCGGUUUUGGAGAGUGCGGGUGUAAUCACGGCGUCCUUGAAGAUCCCAGUCCCUGUCCCGCUGAACAUUGACGACACCGACAUUCCAUUUAUCGAGGAGGACCAUCAGCACCACCACUCUCACUACUCGUCCACACGACAACACCCAAUAGUUCCUGCGGCAUCGAGUACAGCUCGAAGUAGAGGACGUUCUGCGUCUACGGAUUCCUCUGCUCCAAUAAAAUCGCCGCAAUCAAGCCACACUACGACGCCAAUUAGUUCCCCAGGUAGGCAACCCUCCUCCGAGGUGUCGUCUCCCCUCGGCUUCUCACCCCCCGGCUCGCCUCCCUAUGACACAUUCCCAUAUGAAGAGAUGACUGCCCGCAUCCUCCUCGGCGGUACUGCCGGAACUGACCAGGUCACAGCUUCGACAUCCACGUCCACCACCAUGACCAGUUCGGUGGACAAGGUGGUUCCGGCCAAGGUGGUCACGUCGUUGUAUCUCCAGCCCGCCGCCAAUACACCAAAUGCCAAUAGUAGUAAUAGCGGAGGAGGAAAUUCUGGAGGACCAUCAUGCCAAACGGCCACCGCGUCGGUUUAUAUCCCGGGCGUAGCAUCGGAUGGCAAAACCCAUGGCAAAGAAACAACUCGCCACCUCGGAAUCCUUUCUACAACCCCAUCCUCCGGGUCAGCUAUCGGUGGUUUGAUAAAAUCCAAAACAGCAGAUUUUGAAAAACUGUCUAAAUCCACCGCCAACUCGCCCACAUCUUCCACGGCUACCUUGACGUACUCAAUAGCUCCCAAAAUGAGGCUCCGUUCCCAAGAGAACAUUGUCCUCAAACAGCAAUUCCUCCUUCGACAGCAGCAACUCCAGCAACAGCACCCCCAUUAUGCACACCCUUCACAGGAGGAGGGACGGAGGCGCGACGCGUCAAACACGCCCACGCCUCCCCCUCAAACGACUUCUGGACACGAAGCUAAUCAUAAAUCGACCACCGUCAGGUCACCUUCUGUCAAGGAUAUGACGACGACAGAGCAGCAGCAGCAGCAUGGGUCACCAACACAUUCGCCUACAUCCAAAUCCUCACCCGGAUCGCGUGGUCUAACCCGUCGUCGUCAACCCCUCACUGGGUCCGCUUCGUCCUCCGCUAUCAUCCCCUCAUCAUCCCACCACUCGUCGUCGUCCUUGACGUCCUCCGACCACCACCGACCUCACCACGGGUCAAGGCAUCCACCCACCGUGACAGAGCCACAGACCGUUCCCACUCCGGCCGGAAGUAGUGGAGGUGGCUCACCGUCACGUUGGAAAAGGUCUGAAAUAAUUGCGAGUCGGCAUGACGAUUCGCCAUCGGACCACGGAAGUGGUGGUGGGAGUUCCCGUUCGAUCGGCGGUGGAGGUGGGGGUACACCGGAGACGUUUCUAUGACGUCGCCGCACUUGCGAUAUCAUUGCCGUCGUCAAAAUCAUAAUUAAUAAUAAUAAUAAUCAUAGUAGUUUUGCUUCCAUUAUGAUGAUCCAUUUUUAUUCAGAUUUUUACGCUUCAGAUUAUUCUUGUAAAAAAUUAAUUUUAUUAUUACGACUAAACUCGAUAUAUCUUAUUAUUUCAUGCUGACCUUCUUACUUUACUUACUUAAAAUACUUCUAGUUUGGCUCCUGUAAUUAUUAUUAUUUUAGCAAUUAUUUUAGCAAUUAUUUUGCAUGGUGCUAUUUAAAUAUGAAAAAAUAUGUGUGCUAGAGAAAAAGUGAGAUUUAAGAUUAAAAUAAGAACUCGGUCCACGUGGAUUGACGCCACCGACAGGAUUUUGUGACCAUCGCCGCGUUGUUGUAUUUAUUUUGAGACCAUUUUUAUUAUGUUCCGUUUCUCCGUUACUAUUUUUUGGCUAUUAAGCUUAUCAUUAUGUACACUAUGCUGGUAAACUACAUAUUAUACGGUGCAGCAUGCAGCUACGUAAACUGACAAUUUUAUUAACUCACAAAAUAAAAGGAAUGAAUAAGUAUAACAUUUUUCGUGGUUGUUGUACUAAUUCUAAAUAGUUCAUCCUAAUAAUCUUAGACUCGACGCACGCAUUGUUUAACAUUUAAUAACAACAACAGAGAUUCACUAUUCAACAAUUUGUUAUUUGUGGCGAAAGUGAAAAUUUUACAAGACGGUGAAUUUGUUGGGAAACAAGAAUGAAUAAAUAAUUGCGGAACGAUUCGAUGGGUGGGAAAGUUCAGGAGAGACGUGAUUAUGUACUUCAAUUGCAUGUUUAGAAUAAACUAAAUACUUAAAUGUUAUUAUGCCAAUUAUUUUUAAAGGGUGUGUCACGCAAUAAAAGGUUUAUUUGUAUACCA
Molecule: messenger RNA, 8714 nt
Organism: Folsomia candida
Lineage: Eukaryota; Metazoa; Arthropoda; Collembola; Entomobryomorpha; Isotomidae
Gene: RhoGAP102A
Exons: 18
Coding region: 1-7806 (2601 amino acids)
Biological process (GO): signal transduction
Source: RefSeq, a predicted model, not a curated record